This is a messenger RNA of Lineus longissimus, 2365 nucleotides long. RefSeq lists its product as uncharacterized. The record is from RefSeq and is a predicted model, not a curated record. Gene Ontology annotation, molecular function: N-acetylglucosamine 6-O-sulfotransferase activity. Gene Ontology annotation, biological process: sulfur compound metabolic process; N-acetylglucosamine metabolic process. The coding region runs from base 166 to 1620 and encodes 484 amino acids. NCBI's taxonomy places the organism in Eukaryota, Metazoa, Nemertea, Pilidiophora, Heteronemertea, Lineidae. The transcript has 6 exons.
AUGCUUUUAACUAGUAUGGACAAAAUCCAUGUAUUGCGUAUUUUUCUUUUUGUCGGCCCACUUUUUUAUUGCUAACAACCUCGGCCUAUUAACAUAGUUUUAGAAAUAUUGUUUGGACUUGAUUUUCCGUCCACAAUGGCGUUGUGACAUCUGUCCUGCAGUAAGAUGGCACGCGAAGGACUAGGCCGGUACAUCUCCGUGUUAUUGCGUGGCGGUAAGCUGAAAUGGUUUCUGGUAUCUGUGGCCAUCUUCAACGUCUUUCUUCAGUCUUACUUCUACUACAUUCGCAGCAACACCGUCACAGGCGACGCCAAAAGUGCUGAGGCCCCAUCGGCAACUUUUAACUGGAGAGCAAUGCUGGAGAGACACCCAGAGCUCAUACGUGUGGAGAAGAAGCUGCAAGGCGCCCGAGAAUACAUCCAGGCGCACGGUACCAAAGACAUGAUGACGUCCGCGAUACCAUUACUGGUAUUCGGCUACCAGAGGGGAGGUUCGAGCUUUGCCGGCAAGAUCAUCUCCAAACACCCGGCCUCUUUCUACUGGUUUGAGCCGCUCAAGGGGCCUAUCAGAGAUCUGUACGGCGAGCCGAAACUGGGCGUGGAAACUCUGCCAAUUCAGUACAGUAUCUGGAGAAACGGAUCUAUCAGACAUAUCCCACAGUACGAGAGCGACGCGUUGACGGCCGAGAUCGCGCACGUCAUGAGGUGCGAGCUGUCCCAACUGAGCAUGAAGACUUUAGGACGCCAUGGGUACAUACAUGCCUCGGAAUCCCUGAAGAAUUAUAACCAGUGUUUCAACUACCAAGCGAGUGGCAUAAAACUUGCAAUCACCUGUGACGAACUGGAAACAGAAUUUUGUCCCAAUCUCUCCGCUGAGUAUACGACAAAAGAGGCGCAUCUCUGUCGACAAAAGUUGAACGAGGUUUUGCACAAUAAUGUCACUGGAACUGGGUACGAUUUGGACAGAUUGAACCGGUUGCGCAUGUGUACUGAGAAGCUUUGGACUAUCAUGAAGCAGUGCAUUCCGGAAGUUCAAUUCCGUUGCGACAGGAGUGUUAUUCGAGUUGCCAAGAUAAUUCGAACGAGUAUGGAGACAGUUGUAGACUUGUUGAUCAAGUAUCCUAGUAUUCUAGUCGUUCAUUUAUUGCGCGACCCCCGGGGAAUUCUUCGCUCCAGAUUAAGUUUAAAAUACAUGCGCUCGGAAAAACUUAGCGAAGAGGCGCGACAUCUGUGCACCUCAAUGUUAUAUGACAUUCGCAUCCGUCGACGCCUGGAGAAAAUGUUUACAAAGAACUUCCUCACGUUGCGUUAUGAAAAUAUGGCCGAAAACCCUGGCCAGGCGGCCAGGGAAAUCUAUGAGCUGAUGGCCGAAGAUAUGCCGCAAAAUAUGGAGGAGUCUUUGACGCAGAUGGUUCAAGCUGACGCCGAUAUUGGAGGAGCUUUCGGCCUGACCCGCGCCAACGGGUCCGCCACCGCUAACGCCUGGAAGGGCAUGAGCGUAUACGAGCUCAGGCUAAUUGACCUCGAGUGCAAGGAACUUUACGCAGAGGCUGGUUACACCGAGUCAUUCGUGUUGGACAAGAGCAAGGGGUUCAUCCGAAGGGAUAGUCCGCUUGAAUGAAGUUAAGACGGGUGGUUUUUGUGUCCACAAUUAGGCGAAGCGUCAAUGACACUGUCCUGACCUGCAUCUGAUGCUGAUUCAGUCUCCGCCUGUUAAAAGGAUAGGAACGUUUUACUAGCUAAAAGUAUGCCGACUUACCGGCGGUGAACGUCAAUCCUAAAGUCUACUCCUUUCUCCUCCUUUUACGCACAACGCCGAUACAUCGGCACGGCCACAUCAUUGUGUAGACCUCGCCCUGAGCUGGCUUCAGGGCUUUCACUCGGUAUACCUCCCUUCGGUAAUAAUAUGUACAGGAGGAGCACACAACUGGCCCUCAGUAUUCAUGGAUGGUGUAAAAUUUGACUGGUGAAAAGAGCACUUGUAUAAUAGGGAGUUUUCGCAAAGUUCCCGAAACGUCAACGCGAAUGCCUAUCCUAUUCUUCAACAUAGUUAUAAUGCAGGAGGUUAAUGGGAUGGGCGUUCACCUUGGCGUUGCGGGGAUUUGCUAAAACACCCUAUUAGCCAAAACGCCGACGAAACGUUCCUUUGCUAGUUGAGGAGCGCUAAUGACGAUAAUGACAUGAUAAUGACAAUGAUAAUAGCACGAUAAUAAUGACAAUGAUAAUGACAAUGAUAAUGACUGCAGUUUUGAUCAUUUACCUCGAACAGACGAUACGUCUCUUGUAAAUAAACUUUUUUAUUUAUAUGUUCAAACUAACAUGUACAAUUUAUGCAUUGGAUAUUAACACGAAGGUUAAGAUAUAUA